Molecule: messenger RNA, 903 nt
Organism: Penicillium vulpinum
Lineage: Eukaryota; Fungi; Ascomycota; Eurotiomycetes; Eurotiales; Aspergillaceae
Exons: 7
Coding region: 1-903 (300 amino acids)
Molecular function (GO): oxidoreductase activity
Source: RefSeq, a predicted model, not a curated record
AUGUUAUCCAAAUAUGAGAACUCGGGGCCAGUCGAUUGCUCACUCCCUUUUGACUUGAACGGUAUCAGGGGCAAGUCGGUCUUGAUCACAGGGGGUCUGAAUAAAGCUCGCAGUGGUCUAGGAUACGAGUAUGCUAAAACCUUCGCAAACGCUGGUGCGAUUGUUACCAAUGCGGACAUCAAGCCAUCCAGUGACGAAUUAACACUUCCAGGCGUUCGAUUCAUUAAAUGUGACGUCCGAAGCUGGGACGAACAAAAAGAGGCUUUUGACGCCGCAAUUGCCAGCUCUGCGAAUGGAUGUAUUGACGUGAUUAUCGCGAACGCGGGCAUAUCAGGUGAUGAUCCAUUACUUCGGGGCAUUGAUGAGCUUGAAAUUAAGAAACCAGAUACAACUCUCGUUGAGAUCAACCUGCUUGGAGCUAUGUACACGGCCCGGCUAGCAUUACACCACUUCAGCGUCGAAUGGCCAGCAGACUCAGCCCAGCAAGACAAGUGCUUAAUUCUGAAAUCUAGUAUCAUGGGAUAUCUCGACUCUCGCCCAUCCUACGGAUCCACAAAGUUUGGCGUGAGGGCAAUUAUGCGGGCUUUGAGACAUCUUGGCCGCUGUCGAGUCAAUGUCGUGGCCCCAUGGUUCAUCGCCACGCCCAUCAUGGAUGAAAACGUGGUCAAGACGUUAGGUAGCCAGCUCGCUGCCCAGGGUUCCGAGUUUGCACACAGUGAUGACUCCGUAAACUGCAUUUCACGCAUCGCCAGUGACAAGUCUAUUCACGGGCGCGGAUUUGCCAUUGUUCCCAGGAGUCUGGUCAAGGAGGGAUAUAUGGACGUUGACGAGGAUGACUUUGAGGAAGGAACAUUGUGCUAUAAGCUGCAACAUAUCACUUACGGCCUGUCCCACCGCAAAUAG